Molecule: messenger RNA, 1779 nt
Organism: Colletotrichum graminicola M1.001
Lineage: Eukaryota; Fungi; Ascomycota; Sordariomycetes; Glomerellales; Glomerellaceae
Product: dihydroxyacetone kinase
Exons: 1
Coding region: 1-1779 (592 amino acids)
Biological process (GO): glycerol catabolic process
Cellular component (GO): cytosol
Molecular function (GO): glycerone kinase activity; ATP binding
Source: RefSeq, a predicted model, not a curated record
AUGUCAGACCGGCAUAUCUUCACGUCCUCCGAGGGGCUUGUCGACAAGUCUCUGAGGGGUUUCAUCUCAUACAACCCCUCACUCGGUCUCGACCAAACCAACCGCGUAGUCUUCGACACCACAUACGACAAGUCAAAGAUCAGCAUCAUCUCCGGUGGAGGCUCAGGCCAUGAACCGGCAUGGGCUGGCUACGUGGGCAAAAACCUACUGGCCGCCUCCGUAUCGGGUGACAUAUUCGCCAGUCCUUCCGCAAAGCAAAUCUCAGCGGCCAUUGAGCGCGUGCCAUCAGACGUCGGCACCAUCCUAGUCAUCACCAACUACACGGGCGAUUGCCUUCACUUCGGACUUGCAGCCGAAAAGGCACGAAGCCGCGGCCACAACUGCCGCAUGAUCAUCUGUGGCGACGAUGUCUCGGUCGGUAAGAAGAGCGGCGGCCUGGUCGGUCGGAGAGGUCUUGCUGGACAAAUUGGUGUUCUCAAAAUCCUCGGUGGAGCGGCCGGCGCUAAUGCCGGGUCACUCGACGACAUUCACAAGCUCGGCGUCGCAGUGGAGUCUGAGAUCGUUUCCAUUGCGGCAACGAUGGAUCACUGCCAUGUGCCGGGUCGCUCAGAACACGCUCGCCUCGAUGUCAACGAGGUGGAGAUCGGAACCGGGCCGCACAACGAGCCCGGGUACAAGAAGGUAACCCCGAGCCCAUCGCCUGAGGCUCUGAUCGAUCAGUUGUUGCGGUACUGCCUAGACCAGAACGAUCCAGAGAGAUCGUAUGUCAAGUUCAGCCCAAAUGACGAGACAAUCCUGCUGGUCAGCAACUUUGGCGGCAUCUCCUAUCUGGAGAUGGGCGCCCUGGUCGACGAGCUUCUUCAGCAGCUCGACGAGAAGUGGUACAUUCGCCCGUCGAGGGUAUUCUCCGGUCCCCUCGAAACUUCGCUCAACGCCCCGGCGUUCUCAGUAUCCCUCAUGAACAUCACGAAGGCAGCUGAGAAGUGCUCGUUUUCAGCAGAACAGAUCCUCAAAUUUGCUGACGUUAAGACCGACACACACUGGGAAUCCAUGGCCGGCUCACAAGCUAUCAGACGCGACCGGAAGCUACAGUUCGUAGUCUCCCCUCCAGAGAAACCCAAGGCGAUUGAGGCGAGCAGGGAUGUGAGAAUGGACCCCGCGACUCUCAAGUCCAUGCUGCGCACGGCCUGCUUGGCCGUCAUCGAGGCUGAGCCUGACUUGACGAAGUGGGACAUGGUCAUGGGAGACGGAGACUGCGGUGAGACCCUGAAGACGGGCGCGUCGCACCUCCUCGAGGCCUUGGAGCACAAGGGCAUUGCCUCCGAAGGCUCCAUCGUCUCUGUCCUCCACGAACUGGAAGACAUUGUGGAGAGCAAGAUGGGCGGCACGCUAGGCGGCAUCCUCGGCAUCUUCUUCGUCUCGCUGAGCAACUCCGUCGAGGAGAACGCGCACCUCGCAAAAUCCCAAAGCAUCCUGUCCCUCUGGACGCUGGCCCUCACAUCCGCCCUGGAGCACCUCAGCCACUACACGCCCGCCAAGGUCGGAGACCGCACGAUCCUCGACGUGCUGAUCCCCUUCGUUUCGGCCAUCAGCAACGAAGGCUUCGAACAAGCCGUCGAGGCGGCGGUUCAAGGCGCCGAGUACACAAGGAAGACAAAGGCCAAGCUUGGCCGGGCGACGUACAUCGCCGUGACGGAGAAGGAUACCACAUUCCAUCCCGACCCCGGUGCUUGGGGCGCGAUGGUCGCCAUCAAGGGCUUGCAAUCGGGCAUGGCAUGA